Leishmania braziliensis MHOM/BR/75/M2904 is the source of this 1041-nucleotide messenger RNA. RefSeq lists its product as hypothetical. Bases 1 to 1041 code for a protein of 346 amino acids. The transcript has a single exon. The record is from RefSeq and is a predicted model, not a curated record. Lineage: Eukaryota; Euglenozoa; Kinetoplastea; Trypanosomatida; Trypanosomatidae.
AUGCAGUGGAAGCUGCAGGAAAGCCGGUGUCGUCGUGGCGAUCAGCAGCCGCUCUCGCGAUCACCAGCAGUGACGCCAGCCGCCCUCGCAAAGUCGGACCCCACUGCCGCUGCGAAUGCCACAUCUUCUGAGCAGCCCUGUAGUGUGAUAUGCAACUCUCUUCGCAACGACGUUAUUUCUCUCUACACUCAGGUGCGCCAGUCACUACCGUCUACGCUGGAUGGCUCUGAAAGCGACGACGACAUGGGGGGUGCGCAGGCACCGACCCCGUCAGCGCAGCCCGUAGUGUCCGCAGGAGAGCCAUCCGCACUGGCAGGCAUUCAGGAAGUGUUCGUGCGCACCCCGGAGGAGCAGGAGCGUGACGAGCUAGUCGCCCGCGCCCGGGAUGAGUUUUUGAGCCAGGUGCAGGCACUGCAGUCUGUUUACUACGACAAGUACCGCCGCUGGAUGGAUGUGCCGGCAAGCGUCUUGGACCCCCCUCCUGUGUCGAGCAAGAAACCUGCAAGCACAAACGGCGCUGUUGUCGCGUCGGAGAGCACGACACAGCAUGGCGACUCGGAGAGUGAGUGGGCGGCGUUGCUGAAGGACCUCGGUGCGGCAGCACCACACCCGCUACGUUCCAUGGCGCAAGCGGAUCGCGUCAACAGUAGCGACGUCGCUGAUCGCACAGAGAGGCCCCACACUGUCGCCUCCAUCUUCCGUCAGGUGAAGCUGCGCCGCCCUUUGCGCCCCUCUGCCGUGUCGGAUGACGUACUGGAGAGCAUGUACCGCGCACGAGCUGAAGCUCUGGAAACCCCAAAGAGCUGGAGCAGCGCUAGUGGUUUGCGCAGCUCCGCCCCUGGAGCUUCCACCUCCAUGGCUCCGUCGUUCACUGGUGCUUCUGCUGAUACAACAGUCGCGGAAGCUGCGGCCUUGGCGCCAUUGUCAUCACAGCCCUCACCAUCAGUGGCCGCUAUUCGCAAGGACACGGCGCCGCCAGUGAGCCGCCGCGGCCGCUGGCAGAUUGUCGAGUAUGAUGAGGGCGAUGAUGCUGAAGCGUAG